Molecule: messenger RNA, 5061 nt
Organism: Choloepus didactylus (southern two-toed sloth)
Lineage: Eukaryota; Metazoa; Chordata; Mammalia; Pilosa; Megalonychidae
Product: synaptophysin-like protein 1
Exons: 2
Coding region: 4224-4943 (239 amino acids)
Cellular component (GO): synaptic vesicle; synaptic vesicle membrane
Source: RefSeq, a predicted model, not a curated record
UCUAGGUUGUUCCCCAUGAGAGUAACACACAAAGUCAUAUGCUCCUCAUAAACAUAAAAGUUAUAUUUUGCAAAUGCUUGUUGUAUAUAAUAUGUAACUUCAACAAUUUGUUCUUUGUUAAGAUUUUAACAAAUUACUUUGAUGAAGUACUGUAUGUAAUAAGUAAAAUCAGUGAAUAUGCAUGACUUAGAUCAGACAAAAUUAACCUCAUAUAAAAUAAAAUGGGCUUCUAUCUACAUUUUUAGAGGAAACAUUUCAAGUUUUUUUUUAAGUACUUAGAAAAAUUACAUGUGCAUUGAUUUUUCCAGUUAGCAGAUAGUAGGUUAAAAAUAAUUAACUAUGUAACAUUGUUCCUCUUAGUCAUGUUUUCAAAAGAUGAAAAAGUUCAUCCCUGUUUUAGAUUAGUCAUAAAACCAUAAAAUGAGUGUAUUUCAUAAAGUAAUCAAUAAUGAAACGCAGGGUUUGUAUUAUCAACCACUUCCUGCAAAAUCCCCUAUUUUUAAAGCAACACUAAUUUAAAAUGCUACAAUUUUGGAAAGAUUUCAAGAAUUGUGACAAAAGUGUUCAUUAAAUGCAGUGGUAUCUUCUCAUUUAUUAGCUUUUCUGUGUAUUUACAAAUAUACUAAGAGUUCAACCUAGUCAUUAUUUUGACAGAUGCUAGAAAGGACACAAUUCUCUUUUGAAAAGAAUCUUCUUCUCUUCCUAUAUAUAGCCAAGGAUCAUGAAAAUACACCCAUGUUUUGAGCCAUUCUACUACCCACCUGUUGUGGGAACUCUCUAGAGUGUGAGGCUCAAUCUAUAAAGUGCCUAUUGGACUUUGCAAAAAGUUGUUUAAUGUUCACAUGGCAUUCUCUAAUACUGAGUAAUAGAGAUAACCUGGUGCUGACACCUUUCACUAAUAUUUAUUGAGGAUGAUAGAGUAAAUUCAGCCACAGAACAAGGAAGUCUAGAUUUUCUGUGAAACUCUGUCACAGGUUGAUAUAACCUUUCUAUGCUUCAGUUUCCUGGUCACUGAGGUUUAUGGAUUGUACCUCUCUCCGCUGUCAGCCUGAGGCAGGUGUUGAAGAUAAUGGUACUGAAGCUGGGGGCAAACCGAACUUUGGGGUCAGGUACACUUGGACUUGGGUUUCACACUUACUGUGUGACCUUAUUAACAUUCCUAAACCUCCUUCUACUGAUCUGUAAGGUGCAGUGAUAAUGUCAGCUCAGCAAGAUUAGUAUAGAGAUUAAAUGAGAUAAUGCAAAGUGUGAAUCCAGUAGCUGGCACUGCGCAGGGAGAAUUGUGCACCUCUGUGUCUCUCUGUAUCUUUCACUCUUCUCUCCACCUUCCCAAAAAGAAGAAUACAGGGGAUGUAGUUAGAUGUCAUUACCAUCUCAGGCUCGUUAAUGCCUGUUGGGCUAAGCAUAGUUAGAAAUUUUUUUUUAACUUUCUGAUGAGAUUUUUGGCAGAGCCAACUUCUAUCUAAAAGCUACAUGAGGUAUGCUAAGUGGAUUGCAUUAACUCAGGAACAUUUAGUAACUUCAUGGAAAUUGCCACCUUUGAGUUAUAUUCAGCCAGCUGCUCCUGUCUUUCAGCAGAUUCAGAGAAGGCUUAACACUACUCAAGUGGAGGAAAACCUUCAAUGGGGAAAAAACAGACAAGGAUUUGCAGUUGCAUCACACUGUUGAACAAUAUCUUCUCUCUCAUCCUGGAAGAGAAUUUUCAGGGCAGUUUAAAGAAAUAUCCCAAAACUUUCAUAAUUUUCCUUUAAUUAGCUCUUUCUACCUAAAGCAGGGUGAAUGGAGUGCUCAUGGUCUUGAAGGAAAAGAAACCAUCAACUUUUGGACAAUGCUUCCUGGAAUGGCUUUUUGAUGUCAGAAUGGUCUCAAGUCCACUGUACCAGCUGAAGGACAAGUCUUUACCCAGAGCUGCAUAUAUAAUGGCCUAAGAGUAUGUUUAUAUAAGUCUGUGAGUAAAACCAGCAGGAGCAAAUGAUCAUAUUAAGGAUUAUUCUUGCAGGUAGAAAACUGCAUCCUGGAUUACUUUCAAAGUCACCUCCAUGUUUCAUCAUCUCUAAAUCACUUUCACUAUAUUAGUUGUUGCAGCUGCCGCACACACACACACACACACACACACACACACACACACAAUCUCUAAAGGGCUCAAGUGGUACAAAAAACAAAAACAAAUUUCUCGCAUGUUGAAUUUUCCAACCUAAACAUCCACAUCCCCAUUUUAUAAACAUGAAAACAAAAUCAGAGAAUAAAAGAUUUGUUCGCAGUAAUAGAUUGGAGACCAAACUAGAGCUGAGAUAUUCUGCUAGGUCCCAAACUGUAUCUAUUCCACUGCACGGGUCUGCAUCAGAAUUCCCAGAAGGUCAAGAAAUCUAACUAUUUCAAGUGCCUCAAGUGAUACAUGAGCAGGUGCAUUGGAGAGUUCUGGAUCACAGUGCUCUGCUGCAUAUUUCCAACAAGGCAAACCUAUUAAUAAUCAUCAAACUAUUCUACAAGCACCAUGGGAUCUAUGUAAAAUCUGAGUUUAAAAGUCCCUGAGGUCAGAGAACCAAGGUUUCAAGCCCCAGAUCUCUUAGGCCAACUCUCUCAGGUGCUGGCACUGCCACAUUCAUGCCUCAACAUUAUCAUCCAGGAUAUUCAUCGUGCAUGAACAUGUUUCAUCCCACUCCUACUGAGCAACUUCCCACUGCUAUUGUAUUCCCUGUAAAUACUAAAGAUUGGUAUUGGGCAAAAGACAGUUGAGGGAAUGAUUUCAAAAAGUCCCUAACAUGCCAAAGCUUGGAAGAGCAGCCCUACAUGUGAAUAAAUGUGACAGGUAAUAACCCAUUCAACUUUUGUCAUUUUUUUUGGUGCCCAUGUUCCCUAGCAUAUACCAGAUAGUAUAAUUUAUUUUAAUUACCAUUCUUCACUGAUGACCAAUAUAAAUUAAUUCCAUACCACUGUUCCUCACUAUCUCUCAUGCCAAGACAUAGCUAACUGCAAGGCUGUAAGAUGGUCAGUCGGAGUUUGGUAAAGUUUAGCCCUUCUCCAAAUCAAGCCAAAUAAAUAUUACUCACCAUCACACCUGCUCCUAUAAUUCCUGGGAACCACCACUCAAAGCAAGAGAUGAUGUUAGGGGACUGUUGGUCCUCAUCAACAACGCUGAUUAUUAGGGGUAUUGCAUUGAGAACUACUCCCAGCAGAAGCAGAACCAGCAGACUGAAUCCAUUGCAAGACGUCCAUCCUUCACAGCAGGUCAUGGUCGCCCCCAAUUCCGUCAGAAACCCUGUCGAAGUGACUGUGAGUAUGUGGCACUGUCUUGCCUUUUAUCCUGAACCUUCUGGUUAAAGUUUAGCACUUAUGAAAAAUGGAUUGUGGAAAGUAGUUCAGAGUCCACUAGGGCGGGAUGUUAUUAUGAGGGCUAUUACAGGAACCAAGGAUAAUUCUACAAUAUGAUGGGGGUGGAGGAAGGAAGGCAGGAAAAAAUCCAUGGUUUCUGUUAAAUAUGUUUAUGCAUGAAAAUCAGCAGACGGAAAAGGGGGGCUGGAGGCUUAACAGGAGAAAGAUCUCCUCCUCCAGGAUAUUUUACUAACAUGGCUCAUAAAACGUGAGAAUAAGAAUAUCCAGUUAGUAUGAACUGUUUUUUUUUUUUUCCUGUUUUGUUCACAUUAUUGUUACCUAUUUUUGAAAUUGUAAAUUCCUUAUUUUUGAAAUUGUUCAACAAGAAAAUGAACAUAUAUGAUUUGGGGAGAAAAAUGUUUCCUCUGCUGCAAAUGUUCUUGACUAGCCAAAAUAUUAGGAUUCAGUUUCAGGCUAUAUGCUUACAUACACACAAUAAAAUGUUUUCUGAUGUCAGGUUAUUCCAGUCUUGAAGACUAAUCCAUCUGGAGACAAUCCAAGGUUGCCAGACUGAAAGUGAUCAAGUAUGAAACCAGAAUAAAAGGUAAGAAUAGGAAAGAGAUUGAAGAGCAGAUUAUCAUGUCAUUUUCUUCAUCCCUUGAGCACUUACUUGGCCAUGUGCAUGCUUUACUUUUCUGGAUUAUGGUUUCUUUUUGUCUCUCUACCAGGUUGUGAGCUUCCCAAGAAAAGGCUCUAUCAGUUGGAAUUGACUUUAAAAUUAAAAAGUUCUCACUUAUGCUAACUGGCAAUCAUGAAUCACCAAGGAGGCUCCGCUCAUGGUAGUUUCUGAGACAGUGAGAUUGAUGGAGGCCCCAUCUUGACCUAGGCUUCCACUGUUGCAGAGGCAGGAGAUGUCUGCCUUCCAACUCAACCUCAGCCUGCUCAAGGAGCCGCUCGGCUUCAUCAAGGUCCUCGAGUGGAUUGCUUCCAUCUUUGCUUUUGCCACCUGUGGAGGUUUUAAGGGUAAAAUAGAAAUUCUAGUGACUUGUCCUCCUAAAAGUCCUGAAAAUAAAACUGUUACAGCCACUUUUGGUUAUCCAUUCAGGUUGAAUCAGGAGUCAUUUCAGUCAUCUCCAGUAAACAUAUGUGAUGUAAAUUGGAAAAGUUAUGUCCUUAUAGGAGAUUUCUCCUCUUCUGCACAAUUUUAUGUUACAUUUGCAGUCUUUGUUUUUCUGUACUGCAUUGCUCUUCUCCUUUAUGUUGGUUACAUGAACCUAUAUCGGGAUAGUCAAAAACUUUCCAUGACUGACUUCAUUGUUACUCUUGUUGCCACUUUUUUGUGGUUGGUGAGCGCCUCAGCCUGGGCUAAAGCUCUUACAGAUGUUAAAGUAGCUACUGGUCCCAAUAUUGUUGGGGAACUUCUGCCUUGUUCCAAGCAUCCAGAAUUGAUGUGUUAUUAUGUCUCUGUCACUAGUAUGGGAUCCUUAAAUGUGUCUGUGAUCUUUGGGUUUCUGUAUAUGAUACUUUGGGGAGGAAAUGCUUGGUUUGUGUACAAGGAGACCAGCUUACACAGUCCACCAAAUGUGUCUGCCCGUGGUCAAGGAGGUAUUCCACCUCCUGCUGGAAUGUAAACAGAGAAGUGCACUGUGUGAAAUACAUGACCUGUUGCCAACAUCUUGAGAAGCAUUGUUUGUUUCUAAUAAAAGUAAUGGCUUUUUCAAUAAAAAAAAAAAAAAAUGUGUAAUGGGU